UGAGUGACGACUUCAAUCUGAACUUGAAGCUGGGAUAUAAAGAAGUUUCAGCUCUGACUCGUUUCCCUCUUCGUAUUCGACCUCCAGUCGGACUGCGGAGCUGAGAUGGUGAACAGGUCCGCCGUGGUGGUCCUGGUCCAGGGACUGUCUCUGCUCCUGUUCCACCCGGCGUGUGACGCCUCCUCUCUGGGGAUGUCCGUCCACGUGGCGCCACUGGAGAGCACCGGAGGGAAAACGGUCGUGGCUCACUUCACGGCCGUCCUCCCCGGUCCGUGUCUGGAUGUUUCCGGAGUGUGUUCGUCAGGAGAGGACUGCCUGGUCCAGAGCUACUCCGUCCCUUACACCGGCUCGCUGCCCUCGCCGGGCUGGUGUGUCCGCCGGUGGCAGAGCGCCGUGCCCAGCCACUACAGCGACCUGCUGCUUUUAGGGCCCAGCACACAGCUUUAUGUUUCCAUGAAUGCCGAGCCCAACAUCCGGGGCUACAACGGCAAGCUCAACCGCCCGGCCUUCGCCGCUCUUCCUCCUCCGUUCAGGGCCCGGGUGAACUGCUCUCGCCUCUUCCAGCUGACGGUGAAAGACCCGGACGGGGACAAGGUCCGAUGUCGCUUCGCCCGUCCAAACCUGGGGGAGUGUCGGGACUGCGUGCAGCACUCCUUUAUUGAUCUGGACGAGGAAAGCUGUUUGCUCAGGUUCACUGGAGAAGCGGCUGCAGGACGUUAUUUCAUCCACCUGAUGGUGGAGGACUUCAUUCCUCUUCCCAAAACGAGAUAUUUGGUGAACAACCCCCCUCUGAGCUCCGUCCCGCUGCACCUCUCUCUCACUGUGGAAGAGUCGGACACCAGCUGCAGCGAGGCGCCGCUGGCGUCAGACGAGACCCCCAAAGACCAGUCUGAGCUGCCCGUCCUCCCGUUCCAGGAAGUCAGGUUCACCAUCAUCUACAUGUCACGGCUGGAGAGCGUUUCAGAGAUCGCAGUGAUCGGCUCCGUCGAGCUCUACAGGUUCGGCUUCACGUCGGUCGGCCCCUUCACGAAGCUGACCGUCUCCUGGGUCCGGUCUGACAACGCCACGCUGACCCCGCUGCUGCCCGUCUGCUUCGUGGCCAACACCCAGAGUUUGCAGUCGGAGCCGCGGUGUGUGUGGUUAUACCAAAGGGAAUUGAGUAAACUACCUCCAGGAACAGAGCUGAAGUGUGACGACGCCGAGAUGAGCCUGCUCCUCCCUCUGGCCUCGCUCGCUGACGUUAACCUGGCCGAACUGCAGCUCAACAGCCCCUCCUGCCCCGUCGACUACAACAGCACUCACCUGACGGCACACAUCUCCCUGAGCGGCUGCGGCACGCAGACUGUGCACGCCGGUUCGGACCUGGUUUACACCAACACCCUGCGGAGUGUGCGUCCCUACACGGUGGUCAACCGCAGGCCGUCGCUCCUCUUCCCCCUGGCCUGCCGGAUCCCUGCCGCCCAGGUCCAGGGGCCCCACCACUCCAUCGACCUGCCCACCGAGAGCGAAACCUUCGGAGAUUUCAGGUUUUGGAUGGAGUUUUACCCCCCAGGAGAGGGACCCUUGGCACAGUUCACCAGCAGACCCACCUUCCGCUCAAACCCCUUGUUCGAAAGUCGAGCCCGCCGAGAGGCGGAGUCCGAAAGGGAGAACACCACGGUUCACCUGUCCACCCACCCAGACUCCGACAGCAUGCCCGUGGCCAGCGGAGACCGGUUCCGGUUCCUGGACCUCCACGUGAUGUCCGACUGCCAGGUGGAGCGCUCCGAACUGAUCGUGAGCAGCUGCCUGGACUCUGAGACGAUGGACUUUGAGAGGAGCCAACGCUUUCUGGACAAAGGGUGUCCGAUGUCCGCGGACUUCUCGGAAAUCGAAGUUCCACAGGGCAAUACCAAAAUCUACCGCCUUGAUUUGAACAGAAUGGCAAUCAAUGGAACAAUGAUGUACGUGCAGUGCGUCGUCAACCUGUGCAUGUCCACCGUUCCUUCGGCUGCGUGCCCCGAUCUGUGUCGAGGCAUCCAGGUCCAGAUGCCUCUGGUUAACAGUGUGUUCACAAACAGCUACACCGUCAGGUCGGGGCCCGUUAGCCUCGUGCGCACCAGUACGACUGCGCCCACUACAGCUGCACCCACUACAACCACAGCGGCUACCACAGCCGAACCCGUGACCCCGGGGUCGCAUGCUACUGAACAGACGUCAUCCAUGACGACAGGCUUCUUGGUGACUGUCAUCGGCAUGUUUUUCUGUGGAAUUUAUUGAACUUUCAGCUGGGAAACGAUGACCCCGAAUAUGAAGGGCAGCACUGUGAAAUGCAAACCUCGAAUGUGACACGACUCCACUCUUUUCUGAGACAUGAAAAUGAAAAUCAGAAGUGUCUUCACGACUGAAAAAGAAGAUCACUUUGGUUUUGGUUUUUUUUGUUUUUUUUUUUUUUUAUAUCAAAGUGCUAUAUAAACAAAGCUUGAUUUGAUAAAAUGUUGAAACGUUGACUGCUUUGAGCACAUUAUCCACUUUCACCUGCGGAGAAUAUAGAAUAUGAGGAAACGUGGUUCGGACAAGCAGCUCCUGAAUGAAAUAUUCUCCCUGAGAUCAAGCUUUAAUUUUUAUUUGCUCUCAUUAAGUCUAACAGUCUGAAAACUGUUGCAUGUUAUUUUUAUCUUUCCCCUCGUUACCUCGCAGCACGCUGUUGUUUGAGACAAUUAAAUGCUGAUUUUGUUGAAAUGUACUUGUGCCUUAACACACAGAAAUGGAUGUAUUCAUCUUUAACUAAUAAACAGUUUCACCUCA
Salarias fasciatus (jewelled blenny) is the source of this 2787-nucleotide messenger RNA. RefSeq lists its product as uncharacterized. The coding region runs from base 106 to 2259 and encodes 717 amino acids. The transcript is spliced from 15 exons. The record is from RefSeq and is a predicted model, not a curated record. Lineage: Eukaryota; Metazoa; Chordata; Actinopteri; Blenniiformes; Blenniidae.